GCCCCAGCAGGUGACCGCGGGCGUGCGUGCGGGGCCCCGGGAGCGAGCGAGGCGGGACGGUGUAGACGCGGCCGGCGCGCCAAAGUCGUCCAAGUUUUGCCGGAACAUGGCGGAGGAGUCCGGCCAGCGCAUCGACGCUCCGAGCACCGGUGACUGUAGCCGCUAGCGCCGCGGGGCGAGGUCGUCGCCAUGGCCCGUUGGAUCCCUACCAAGAGGCAGAAGUACGGGGUUGCAAUCUACAACUACAAUGCAUCUCAAGAUGUGGAACUCUCCUUGCAGAUCGGCGACACCGUCCACAUUCUGGAGAUGUAUGAGGGUUGGUACAGAGGAUAUGCUCUCCAGAACAGAUCUAAAAAGGGCAUUUUUCCUGAAACAUACAUCCAUUUGAAAGAAGCAACCGUGGAAGAUGGAGGGCAGCAUGAGACCGUGAUUCCAGGGGAGUUGCCCCUAGUUCAGGAGCUCACGAACACAUUACGAGAAUGGGCCGUCAUCUGGCGCAAGCUCUAUGUGAACAACAAGGUUACACUAUUCCGCCAGCUGCAGCAAAUGACAUACAGUCUGAUCGAGUGGCGCUCCCAGAUCCUAUCUGGGACACUUCCUAAGGAUGAACUUGCAGAGCUGAAGAAGAAGGUCACAGCCAAAAUCGAUCAUGGGAACAGAAUGCUUGGACUGGAUCUUGUCGUGCGAGACGACAACGGAAACAUCUUAGAUCCGGAUGAGACCAGCACUGUCGCCCUCUUCAGGGCCCAUGAACUUGCUUCUAAAAGGAUAGAGGAAAAGAUCCAAGAGGAGAAGAGCAUUUUGCAGAACCUGGACUUGAGAGGUCAGGCAAUCUUCAGUACUGUCCACACCUAUGGCCUCUAUGUGAACUUCAAGAACUUUGUCUGUAACAUUGGGGAGGAUGCGGAGCUGUUCAUAGCCCUGUAUGACCCAGACCAGUCCACCUUCAUCAGUGAGAACUACCUAAUUCGCUGGGGCAGUAACGGGAUGCCCAAGGAGAUAGAGAAGUUGAACAACCUCCAAGCAGUCUUCACCGACCUCAGCAGUACAGACCUCAUCCGGCCACGCAUCAGCCUCGUGUGCCAGAUUGUCCGGGUGGGCCGCAUGGAGCUGAAGGAGGGCAAAAAACACACCUGCGGCCUCCGGAGGCCCUUUGGGGUGGCAGUGAUGGAUAUUAGUGAUAUCGUGCACGGGAAGGUGGAUGAUGAAGAAAAGCAGCAUUUUAUCCCCUUUCAGCAAAUUGCCAUGGAAACCUACAUCCGCCAGAGGCAGCUCAUCAUGUCACCCUUGAUAACUUCCCAUGUGAUUGGAGAGAAUGAGCCACUCACUUCGGUCCUAAAUAAAGUCAUCGCUGCAAAGGAAGUGAAUCACAAAGGACAAGGUCUUUGGGUGUCCUUAAAGUUACUGCCAGGUGACCUCACACAGGUUCAGAAGAACUUCUCACACCUGGUGGACCGAUCAACAGCAGUAGCUCGGAAAAUGGGCUUUCCAGAAAUAAUCCUGCCAGGGGAUGUUCGAAAUGAUAUUUAUGUCACCCUGAUCCAUGGCGAGUUUGACAAGGGGAAGAAGAAGACACCUAAGAAUGUUGAGGUGACCAUGUCUGUGUUUGAUGAGGAAGGCAACCUUUUAGAGAAAGCCAUUCAUCCUGGUGCUGGGUACGAAGGCGUCUCAGAAUACAAGUCAGUGGUGUAUUACCAAGUCAAACAGCCUUGUUGGUACGAGACGGUCAAGGUCUUCAUCGCCAUUGAGGAGGUCACACGCUGCCACAUAAGAUUUACCUUCCGACACAGGUCAUCUCAAGAAUCCAGAGAUAAAUCAGAGCGAGCCUUUGGGGUGGCCUUUGUGAAACUGAUGAACGCGGACGGCACCACGCUGCAGGAUGGGAGGCAUGACCUGGUGGUGUACAAGGGUGAUAAUAAGAAAAUGGAAGAUGCUAAAUACUAUCUGACUCUGCCUGGGACCAAAGCAGAGCUGGAAGAAAAGGAACUCCAAGCAUCCAAAAACCCAUCCGUCUUUACACCCAGCAAAGACAGCACAAAGGACAGUUUUCAGAUUGCCACACUCAUAUGCUCCACAAAACUCACCCAGAAUGUGGACCUGCUAGGCUUACUAAACUGGCGUUCCAAUUCUCAGAACAUUAAGCACAACCUGAAGAAGUUAAUGGAAGUGGAUGGAGGAGAGAUCGUUAAGUUUUUACAGGAUACACUGGAUGCACUUUUUAACAUAAUGAUGGAAAUGUCAGACAAUGAAACGUAUGACUUCCUUGUGUUUGAUGCUCUGGUCUUCAUCAUUUCGCUGAUAGGAGAUAUCAAGUUUCAGCAUUUUAAUCCUGUACUUGAAACCUACAUUUACAAGCACUUCAGUGCUACCUUGGCUCACGUGAAACUCUCCAAGGUACUGAACUUUUAUGUGGCUAAUGCCGAGGACCCUAGCAAGACGGAAUUGCUCUUUGCUGCUUUGAAAGCCUUGAAGUACCUGUUCCGAUUCAUCAUCCAGUCUCGGGUGCUCUACUUGAGGUUUUAUGGUCAGAGCGAAGAUGGAGACGAAUUUAACAACUCAAUCCGCCAGCUGUUUCUUGCUUUCAACACACUGAUGGACAGGCCUCUGGAAGAAGCUGUCAAGAUCAAGGGGGCGGCCCUAAAGUACCUUCCCAGCAUAAUUAAUGACGUCAAACUGGUGUUUGAUCCCAUGGAGCUCAGUGUGCUCUUCUGCAAGUUCAUCCAAAGCAUUCCUGACAACCAGUUGGUCCGGCAGAAACUUAACUGCAUGACCAAGAUAGUGGAGAGCAGCCUUUUCCAGCAGGCAGAGUGCAGGGAGGUGCUGCUGCCGCUCCUGACAGACCAGCUCAGUGGCCAGCUAGACGACCACUCGACCAAACCCGACCAUGAGGCAAGCUCACAGCUUCUAAGCAACAUCCUAGAGGUGCUAGACAGGACGGAUGUGGGUCCCACUUCAGCACACAUACAGCUGAUCAUGGAGAGGCUGUUGAGAAGGAUCAACCGGACUGUGAUUGGGAUGAGCCGACAGUCUCCUCACAUUGGAAGCUUUGUGGCUUGCAUGAUUGCCGUCUUACGACAAAUGGAGGACAGCCACUACAGCCUCUACAUCAGCACCUUCAAAACCAGGCAGGACAUCAUGGACUUUCUCAUGGAAACCUUCAUUAUGUUUAAGGAUCUAAUUGGAAAGAAUGUAUAUGCCAAAGAUUGGAUGGUCAUGAAUAUGACCCAGAACAGGGUUUUCCUCCGUGCCAUCAAUCAGUUUGCUGAAGUUCUCACCAAGAGCUUCAUGGACCAAGCAAGCUUUGAACUCCAGCUCUGGAACAAUUACUUCCAUUUGGCUGUAGCUUUUCUCACCCACGAGUCCCUCCAGCUUGAAACUUUCUCAGAAGCCAAACGCAACAAAAUUGUGAAAAAAUACGGGGACAUGAGAAAGGAAAUCGGCUUUAGGAUCCGGGACAUGUGGUAUAACCUGGGGCCACACAAAAUCAAAUUCAUCCCAUCCAUGGUGGGUCCCAUUCUGGAAGUCACUCUGACCCCUGAAGUGGAGCUCCGAAAGGCCACGAUCCCCAUUUUCUUUGAUAUGAUGCAGUGCGAGUUCAACUUGAGCGGAAAUGGCAACUUCCAAAUGUUUGAGAACGAGUUGAUCACCAAGCUGGAUCAGGAAGUGGAAGGCGGCCGAGGAGACGAAGAAUACAAGGUUCUUCUGGAAAAGCUACUCUUAGAACAUUGCCGGAAACAUAAAUAUCUCUCGAGCUCUGGGGAAGUCUUUGCCUUCCUGGUCAGCAGCCUCUUAGAGCACUUGCUGGACUACAGAACCAUCAUCAUGCAUGACGAGAGCAAGGAGAACCGCAUGAGCUGUACAGUAAACGUUCUGAAUUUUUAUAAAGAAAAGCAUCGAGAGGACAUAUACAUACGGUAUUUGUACAAGCUUCGAGAUUUGCACAGAGACUGUGAGAACUAUACAGAAGCCGCCUACACACUCCUCUUACACGCGGAGCUUCUGCAGUGGUCGGACAAGCCCUGCGUGCCCCAUUUGCUGCAGAGGGAUAGUUACUAUGUUUAUACUCAGCAGGAACUUAAAGAGAAGCUGUAUCAAGAGAUCAUAUCCUAUUUUGAUAAAGGCAAAAUGUGGGAGAAGGCCAUCAAACUGAGCAAAGAGUUGGCGGAGACCUACGAGAGCAAAGUCUUUGACUACGAGGGUCUAGGCAGUCUCUUGAAAAAAAGAGCCUUGUUUUACGAGAACAUCAUUAAGGCCAUGAGGCCCCAGCCUGAAUACUUUGCUGUGGGAUACUAUGGACAGGGCUUCCCUUCCUUCCUGCGGAACAAAAUCUUCAUCUACCGGGGUAAGGAGUACGAGAGGCGAGAGGACUUCAGCUUGAGGUUGCUGACCCAGUUCCCGAAUGCCGAGAAGAUGACCAGUACCAUACCACCAGGAGAGGACAUCAAGUCAUCGCCAAAGCAGUACCUUCAGUGCUUCACAGUGAAGCCUGUGAUGAGCUUGCCUCCCAGCUACAAGGACAAGCCGGUUCCAGAGCAGAUCCUGAACUACUAUAGAGCCAACGAAGUGCAGCAGUUCAGAUAUUCCCGGCCCUUCCGGAAAGGAGAAAAAGACCCAGAAAACGAAUUCGCCACCAUGUGGAUUGAAAGGACCACAUACACGACGGCCUAUACCUUCCCUGGGAUUCUCAAGUGGUUCGAAGUCAAACAGAUUUCAACAGAAGAAAUCAGCCCUUUGGAGAAUGCCAUAGAAACCAUGGAGCUGACCAACGAGAGGGUCAGCAACUGCGUACAGCAGCACGCCUGGGACCACUCCCUCUCUGUGCACCCGCUCUCCAUGCUGCUCAGUGGCAUUGUAGACCCCGCUGUCAUGGGGGGCUUCUCCAACUACGAAAAGGCUUUUUUUACAGAAAAGUACUUACAAGAGCAUCCUGAGGACCAGGAGAAGGUGGAGCUCCUCAAGCGGCUGAUCGCCUUACAAAUACCUCUGCUCACGGAAGGGAUCCGCAUCCACGGGGAGAAGCUGACGGAGCAACUCAAGCCACUGCAUGACCGGCUGUCUGUGUGCUUCCGUGAACUCAAAGAGAAAGUAGAGAAGCUGUACGGGGUCAUAACGCUGCCACCCAGCAUGACAGAGAGGAAGCCGAGCCGCACGGGCUCAAUGGUACUGCCCUACAUCCUGUCCUCCACGCUGCGCAGGCUGUCUGUCACCUCUGUGGCCUCCUCCGUGGUCUCCACCUCCUCCAACUCUUCUGACAAUGCACCCUCCAGGCCAGGAUCUGAUGGGUCCAUCCUGGAACCACUGUUUGAACGCAGAGCUUCAUCAGGUGCCAGAGUUGAAGAUCUGCCGCCCAAAGAAGACAGUGAGAACCGGAUUAGCAAGUUCAAGAGGAAAGACUGGAGUGUGAGCAAGUCACAAGUCAUUGCAGAAAAGGCUCCAGAACCUGAUAUGAUGAGCCCAGGCAAAAAAACACAAAGGCCAAAGAGUCUUCAGUUGGUGGACAGCCGGCUGACACCAUUCCACAGUCCCUCGCCUCUGCAGUCUACAGCCUUGAGCCCACCUCCACUCACCCCCAAAGCCACGAGGACCCUGAGCUCCCCAUCUUUGCAAACGGAUGGGUUGACAGCUUCUGUCCCUCCUCCACCUCCCCCUAAAAGCAAACCAUAUGAGAGCAGUCAGAGGAACUCGGCUGAGAUUGCCCCCCCACUGCCUGUCCGGAGAGACGCCAAAGCCCCACCUCCACCCCCUCCAAAGGCUCGGAAAUCAGGCAUUCUCUCUUCUGAGCCAGGCUCUCAGUGAGGCUGUCACCCUGGCUCUGCACCUCCCAGUGCCUUGGACCACUACUGCCUGAGAAGGGCCCCCAGGAAUGGUGGCCGGUGGCACGGGGCUCCCUGCCAGCGCUGCAUGCUGUGCUGAGUCGGCUCCCCAACUCAGAACUGUUUGGUUCGUCUGGACGCUGAGUUCCAUCCCCUUCAACCCAUGCAACUUCCAGAACUGGCCAUCUGUCUGCAUGAAGAAACAAGUGCUCUCUCCCUUUCCCAUGGUGGCAUGUUGGCCUCAACUACGGACUUGCUGGACCUACAGAUGCCCCUGCCUGUGGUGACACAGGGACAGUGGAGUGGGGGACAGCCCCAGCACUGACUUCUGCUUGGAUUUCUCAGUUAGCUCCUGGACAGCUGUGCUGAAGACUUCCUUCU
Apodemus sylvaticus (European woodmouse) is the source of this 6194-nucleotide messenger RNA. It is a transcript of the gene Dock5, whose product is annotated as dedicator of cytokinesis 5. The transcript has 52 exons. Lineage: Eukaryota; Metazoa; Chordata; Mammalia; Rodentia; Muridae. The record is from RefSeq and is a predicted model, not a curated record. Bases 190 to 5796 code for a protein of 1868 amino acids. Gene Ontology annotation, biological process: small GTPase-mediated signal transduction; cell migration. Gene Ontology annotation, cellular component: cytoplasm; plasma membrane. Gene Ontology annotation, molecular function: small GTPase binding; GTPase activator activity; guanyl-nucleotide exchange factor activity.